UCAAUGUCAUCUGUCAAAAAUUUAACUCAUGGUUUUAAAAGUAUUUUGGAAAAUUGUGGUGUAGCAAAUUACUUAAUUGCCUAAUUCCAAGACCCAUUAAUGCAUUGAGUUUAAAUAUCUAAUCAUAUUUAGGUAUAUAACUUGAUUCCAAAAAAAAUAUGCACUUGUGACGGCCUUUGACCUAAAUGUUUAGUUAGGAACAAAAUGGCGAAAUGUUGGAACUGAUAAACAUCACUGCCUUUUUGUAAUAGUUAAGAAUUAGAUUUUUAAGUGUUUAAACAUAAUGAAAGAUAUUGCUUUGGCUGCUCUCUCGGUUGUCGCAAGUUUUAUUCUUGUUAUACUGUUUGUUUUAUUUGGAUGGUUUAUUGUCUGGAAGCUCAUUCUAAGUAGAUUCCGUUUUAUUAAAGAACUGUUGAAGGGAGCAAGUGACUCUACAAUUACGGAAUUGAAAAACACUAGGAGUAAACUCAAGAGGACAAGAAAGGACUGAUUUAUCUUCUCAAAAUGAAUAUUCGAUGUGCAAAACCAGAAGAUCUUAUGAACAUGCAGCACUGCAAUCUGUUAUGUCUACCAGAAAACUAUCAGAUGAAAUAUUACUUUUAUCAUGGCCUUAGUUGGCCCCAACUAAGUUAUGUAGCUGAAGACGAAAAAGGUAACAUAGUUGGUUAUGUCCUAGCAAAAAUGGAAGAAGACCAAGAAGAUCUCAAGCAUGGUCACAUAACCUCCCUGGCAGUGAAGCGAUCCCACAGGCGAUUAGGGCUAGCCCAGAAACUGAUGGAUCAAGCUUCAGAAGCCAUGGUCGAAUGUUUUGACGCAAAAUAUGUUUCGCUGCAUGUUCGUAAAAGCAAUCGCGCCGCUUUAAAUCUAUACAAAAACUCUUUGAAAUUUGAAACUGUCGAAAUUGAGCCAAAAUAUUAUGCAGAUGGUGAAGAUGCAUAUUCCAUGAGACGAGACUUAUCUGAAUUCGCUAAGAAAGUUAAACCUAAGUCUGAGACUAAAAACGAAGAAUAGUGUAAUUAUUUGUAAUUUUUGUAUUUAUAGCGAAUAUAAUAUACAUAUUUAAUAUUAA
Molecule: messenger RNA, 1069 nt
Organism: Diabrotica virgifera virgifera (western corn rootworm)
Lineage: Eukaryota; Metazoa; Arthropoda; Insecta; Coleoptera; Chrysomelidae
Gene: vnc
Product: N-alpha-acetyltransferase 10
Exons: 3
Coding region: 505-1011 (168 amino acids)
Biological process (GO): N-terminal peptidyl-glutamic acid acetylation
Cellular component (GO): NatA complex
Molecular function (GO): protein-N-terminal-glutamate acetyltransferase activity; protein N-terminal-serine acetyltransferase activity
Source: RefSeq, a predicted model, not a curated record